This is a messenger RNA of Gavia stellata (red-throated loon), 384 nucleotides long. RefSeq names its product interleukin-8. The transcript is spliced from 4 exons. Gene Ontology annotation, cellular component: extracellular region. The record is from RefSeq and is a predicted model, not a curated record. Bases 1 to 384 code for a protein of 127 amino acids. Gene Ontology annotation, molecular function: chemokine activity; CXCR chemokine receptor binding. Gene Ontology annotation, biological process: neutrophil chemotaxis; cellular response to lipopolysaccharide; antimicrobial humoral immune response mediated by antimicrobial peptide. Lineage: Eukaryota; Metazoa; Chordata; Aves; Gaviiformes; Gaviidae.
AUGGAUGGCAAAUCUGUUGCUGUUGCUUUGGUUCUUUAUCUGGUCUUAAUGGUGGGGUCAGAAGGUAAGGCCCUGGUGAAGACAGAGGAGAAAGGCCUCCAAUGCCUGUGCAUAAGCACUCAUUCCAAGUUCAUCCCUCCCAAGGCUAUUCAGAAUGUGAGAUUAAACCAAAGAGGACCUCGCUGCAAAAAUGUGGAAAUCAUAGCUAUGCUGAAAGGUGGCCGACAAGUGUGUUUGGAUCCCACCGCUCCCUGGGUCCGGCUCACUGUAAAGGCUAUUUUUGCCAGGGCCAGGGACAAUAUUGAGUCACCAAUGAAAGAAAAGUCAAUGAAAAUAUACCUUGGAGUUUUUCAAGGAUAUGAAAUGAGAAGAAACACUGGCUGA